Molecule: messenger RNA, 1821 nt
Organism: Klebsormidium nitens
Lineage: Eukaryota; Viridiplantae; Streptophyta; Klebsormidiophyceae; Klebsormidiales; Klebsormidiaceae
Source: the annotation of a GenBank genome assembly
CGUGACUCUGCCCCCUGCUAAGGAGACUGCACACUUGGAGAUUCGAGAAUAUCUCUUGAGGCCAAUUCAAGUUUCUGCCAUUCCCGAAUCCCAUGGUGCUUUGAAAGUUCAAGCAUUGGACUGGGGGGCGAAGUUCUAAUGUGGAACAGCAGGCCUUCUAUGUGCGCAGGAGUGUCAAAACCCCUUCAGCUUCUGACGCCCCUUGGCGGUUCGUCACCGUUCUGGCCAUUGGGAGGAGGCAACCACGCGGCUCUAAAGAUUGGGUGGCAAGAAGGCAGGCACCAUGGAGUUCUGGGGGAUGGAGCUCCUGCCCAAGCAGGCGAAGCCAAUCACAUGCAGUGAGAACAGCUAUCUGCAUUUGACGCAGGCUGCGCUGGGGACCAACCCAAAGGACGGCGAGCGCGUCGUCCUCCAGAUCGGUUUCGAGAAGGAGAAGUUCGUUCUCGGGACGCUCGUCAAAUCCACCUGCGACCAGAUGCACCUGGACCUGCUGGUCGACAGGGACUUCACUCUGGAGCACACUGGCAGCACCAGCGUCUUUGUGACGGGGUAUGUGACGGCGGCCGACUUGGAAGAGGGAGAGGAGCUCGAUGAUUUGGAAGAGGAGGAGGAUGAAGAAGAGGACGAGGAUGAGGACGAGGAAGGUGAUGAGGAGGAAGAGGCGGCGGUGGUAAAUGCGACCAAAAGCAACGGAGUGCCGAACAGGAAGGUUGGCAAUCAAGCAGCGGCGGCGGUUGCAAAGGUAGCCAAGGCUGCGGCCAAGGCGGAGCCCAUCAGGGUGUCAGGAGUGAUUAGAAAACCUGAUGCGGGCGACCUAGAGGAGGACGAAGAUGAGGACGAGGACGACGAAGACGAUGACGAUGACGAGGACGAUGAUGAAGGCGCGGUGCUGCGGGGCGCCAAGGAGUUCGACAUGGACGAGGACGAUGACGUGUCAGACGAGGAUGAUGACGAAUUUGCGGACGGGCUGGCGGACGAGGACGACGACGAUGACGACGAGGAGGCCGACUUCGACGACGAUGAUGACGACGAGGAUGACGAUGAAGAUGACGAGGAGGAUGACGACAUGGACGAGGACGAGGAGGGAGUGGAGAACGUGCAGCCUCCCCCCAAGAACGGGAAGCGGCCGGCGGCUGAGCCCAAGACGCCGGGUACGCAAAAGAAGGCCAAAGUAGACGCCACGACACCGAAAACUCCGGCAGCUGCUCCUAGUGCGAAGAAGACGCCCGGAAAGGACAAGACGCCGGCCCCAGCCAAAACGCCCAAGACGCCAGCCGCCUCGGGCAGCCUAGGCAAGUACCAGUGUGAGCCGUGUAAGAAGAACUUCACGACAGAAACGGCUCUGAGCCAACACAACAGUGCAAAACAUAAAUAAAGUAGUGCGAGAAGCUGGUAUUCGAGAAGGGCCUUUGCCCAAGCAAGAGCUGUUUGUGUCUCCUUGCAUGCUUCAUAAAAUGCUGGCGGAGGCUUUGCAUUGAGGGGCGACGGAAAAGGACAUACAGGUUUUCAGCUAGCCGGCUUUUGGUGUGUCUCAGCAGAUGAGUCAUAGGUCGUGUCCCUACUGAUGGUGCUUGUGGGUGUUCAUAAAUUGGCACGGAUCAAAAUAAUUGUUUGCUUGUAGGCUCAAGCCCAAUACAAAGAACAUGACACGCAGUUUUUUCAUACACCCCAGAUUCUGUGAGGGAAGACCGAGAGUAAGCAGUAUCAAUUGUCCUCGAUAAGGUCGUAUACUUUUCGAAUAAUGGAUGAGGUGUUCCUUUGUUCCUCUUGACUGUUGCGAGCCAGCCGUAGGCCGCACAUGCAUGAAAACUUAAGAUUGCA